This is a messenger RNA of Pristis pectinata (smalltooth sawfish), 1818 nucleotides long. It is a transcript of the gene aup1, whose product is annotated as AUP1 lipid droplet regulating VLDL assembly factor. The transcript has 12 exons. Gene Ontology annotation, cellular component: membrane. The record is from RefSeq and is a predicted model, not a curated record. NCBI's taxonomy places the organism in Eukaryota, Metazoa, Chordata, Chondrichthyes, Rhinopristiformes, Pristidae. Bases 154 to 1485 code for a protein of 443 amino acids. Gene Ontology annotation, molecular function: ubiquitin binding; acyltransferase activity.
UGCCGCGGAGACUCGGCUGGGGAUAACAUGGCGGCGGUGUGGGCCCGGGUGGUCGGCCGGCGGUAGCGGAGGGGCGAGGGACGGGGCUAUCGCCGCCCGCGGUGGCGGAGUGAGGGAGCGGUGUCCCUGCGGGGCGGAGAGCGGUGCCGGGACAUGGAGACGCCGCGGGUGGAGCAGCUCUUCGACUUCAGGAGGUUGCCUACAGAUGGUUUAAUCCUGACCCUCCUGGUAUUAUACGCUCCAUUUGGCAUCUGUUUAAUGCUUCUCAGGAUAUUUAUUGGGAUUCAUGUGUUUUUAGUCAGCAGUGCCCUCCCUGAUAACUUUUUGCGAAGAAUUAUCGUGCGAGCAAUGUGCUCGGUUUUGGGUAUGUUUGUUUCUCAAACAGACCCCAGGCAGCGAGAUAAAAAUGUCAAAACCUACAUCGCCAACCACGUCACCCAGUUUGAUCACAACGUGCUGAGUUUCAUCGCACCGUGUCACACGCCCUUGCUGGAGGGUCGGUCUGGGUUUGUGAGCUGGGCUCGCGGCUACCUGGAGCUGGGCUGGGUAGACAGCCGAACGCGUCUUGUGGAGUCGCUCCGAGAGUACAACUCCCUGGAGGGGGAGCGGACAUUGCUGUUGUUCCCAGAGGAUGAAAUGACCAAUGGAAAGGUUGGGCUCCUGAAAUUCAGCUCCUGGGCUUUUUCUGUAGAUAGUACUAUUCAACCUGUGGUGUUAACUGUGAAGAGGCCCUUCAUAGCUGUGAGUGUCGUCGAUUCCUCUUGGGUUGCCGAGCUGCUGUGGAUGUUUUUUAUUCCCUUCACCAUAUACCAAGUAAGGUGGCUGCCCAGUAUGUCCCAAAUGGAAGGUGAAUCGGAGGAGGAAUUUGCUGUCAGAGUGCAAGAGCAUUUAGCUAUGGAACUCGGUAUUGUAUCGACUCAUCACACCAAGUCUGACAAACUGGAAUACCUCAAAAGAAUGAAGCACAUGGCACCUCAAGAGGCCAGCUCAGGAAUGAACACUCGGCCUUCGGGAGCUCGACCUCGGACCUUCCUUCCAGGACUGAGCAUCAGCAGUCUGUCUGCAGAGGAUGUUCGUAUCGCGGGAAUGGCGAAGCAAGUCAAAGAGGUGCUGCCUCACAUCCCACUCAAUGUCAUUAAAAUGGACUUAGUCAGUACAAAGUGUGUUGACACGACCAUCACAAACCUGCUGGAGGGAAGGGUGCAGUUCGCCCCAGAAGAAGUGUCUGUCAGCCCCUCCAGCCUUUCCUUGUCAAAUAAGCCUCACCCGGCCCCUCGCAAUUUGACCACGUCUCAGAAGAAGGUGCCGAGGGAUGUAUCUACACCCAAGCUUAUUUCUAAAACAACGUUUGAGAAAUCGCCAGUUGACAGACAUCUGUCCCUGCAAGAAAGGAAAGAAGCCCUGUAUGCUUAUGCAAAAAGGCGAUACAUUGAGAAGCAUGGGCUGCAGACACAGACUGACGAGAACGAGGACGGGCAGCACUGAGUUUGGCUACAGGACCUGAGACUUGGCCCAGCAUUUCACUUCGUAGUUCCACACAAGCGGCACUUGAAUCAUUUUUCCUUCCCUUUUGCCUUUUUCUUGGGGGGAUUGUUUGUCUUUCGUUUUUGGAACAACUUUCUCUUCGAUAAUAUAGGUCUGAUUUUUAAGAUGUUUUAUGGGCAAACUUUUCAAGAAUCAAUUGCUGGGGGUGGGAGAGGGAGGGAGGAGUUCUGCAGAGUAAUCUGCAUAGCAAUCAUGCAUGUUCCUGUCAUGGAUACUUCUGGGAAGCGGUUGUGUCCUUGUAUUUUUGGAGUCUUUAUAAAGAGCUUACAACUG